This is a messenger RNA of Dreissena polymorpha, 2086 nucleotides long. Its product is annotated as parafibromin-like. The transcript has 15 exons. NCBI's taxonomy places the organism in Eukaryota, Metazoa, Mollusca, Bivalvia, Myida, Dreissenidae. Gene Ontology annotation, cellular component: Cdc73/Paf1 complex. Gene Ontology annotation, biological process: transcription elongation by RNA polymerase II; positive regulation of transcription elongation by RNA polymerase II. Bases 37 to 1617 code for a protein of 526 amino acids. The record is from RefSeq and is a predicted model, not a curated record. Gene Ontology annotation, molecular function: RNA polymerase II complex binding.
AACACUCUUUAGUUUAAAUGCUAGUAUUUUCCAAAAAUGGCUGAUGUGUUGAGUAUUUUGAAGCAGUACAAUACGAAUAAGAAGGAGAUAAUCGAAAAGGAUGAUCAAAUAAUUUUCGGCGAGUUUGCAUGGCCGAAAGAUGUCAGGACUAACUAUUUAGUUUGGGGGACAGGAAAAGAUGGUGUCCCCAAGGAGUAUUACACACUGGACUGCAUCUUGUUUCUCCUAAAGAAUGUACAGCUUGCUCACCCUUUGUACGUCAGAGAAGCAGCCGCCACCAACGUUCAGGUAGUACGUCGUGCCGACAGAAAAGACCUGCUUGCCUUCCUUAAUGGGGAGACAACGACAUCUGCAAGCAUUGAUAAGAGCGCUCCCCUGGAAAUAUCUCUACAAAGACCCACACAAGUGAAAAGAACAGCGGAAGAAACAAGCAAUGAACAAGAGAAAAAGAAACCUCGUUUGGAGGAGGAGCAAGUUCAGCAGGCCAAGAGGAACUGGAUACACAAGAUCGAUGGAUACAAGGAAUCAUCUGUCUUACCUGCGGCACUUGCUUCUUCAUCGCUUCACGAGGCCAUGCCUCUGGAGAAGAUUGCUGCCAUCAAAGCCAAGCGUGCCAAAAUCAAGCGAACCAAGAUUAAAGGUGAUGAUGACAUUCAGCCUGGGGCACUGGAACAGCGCAGCUUCGUGGAUGCAGAAGUUGAUGUCACACGUGACAUUGUCAGUCGAGAACGACUCUGGAGGACGCGAACCACUAUCUUGCAGAGUAACGGAAAACAAUUCUCCAAGAACAUCUUCAGCUUGCUGCAGUCCAUCAAGGCUCGUGAAGAAGGCCCGUCCAGGAGCUCUCAUGGCGUGCCUCACACUCCCUCAGUGCCCCAACCCAAACCACAGCCCAUUGCAUACAACAGAUACGCACAGGAAAGCUUCGGAGCAAAAGAAUCUACAGAAGGGUUCAACAUCGAGACCAUGGGCACAUAUCACGGCAUGACCCUGAAGUCAGUGACAGAGGGAGCCACAGCCCCUAGAAAACCAGCGGCCCUUCAGCCCCCUUCUCAGCCCCAGGCUGCCCCUGCUAGCAGGCCGAUCUCACAGGCCCGACCCCCACCUGGACAGAAAAAAGGAUCUCGGACCCCUAUCAUCAUCAUCCCUGCUGCCACCACCUCUCUCAUCACCAUGUUCAAUGCUAAAGAUGUGCUCCAGGAUCUUAGGUUUAUGAGUACUGAGCAAAAGAAAAGCCAGGGAGCGAAGCGGGACAAUGAGGUUCUGAUACAGCGUCGUAAGCAGGGAGGCAACACCGUACCAUACAGAAUCAUCGACAAUGCUCUGAAGCUUACACCUGAAGACUGGGACAGAGUUGUGGCAGUGUUUGUUCAGGGUCCGGCUUGGCAGUUUAAAGGUUGGCCAUGGGAUGGAAAUCCUACAGAAAUAUUCUCAAAAAUCAAAGCGUUCCAUAUGAAGUUUGCUGAGAUGCCUACUGAGGCCAACGUGUUGAAGUGGAAUGUAACCGUGAUAGAUCUGGACCGGACCAGACGACAUCUCGACAGAGCCAGUCUCCAAACCAUCUGGGAGGUCCUCGACAAAUAUAUGGCCAAAGCCAAGCCUCAUUUAAGAUUCUAAUGCUGGGGAAUGAGUGAAAGUGACUGGGAUGUUUAAGAGUGAAACGUAAGAGUAACACAGAACUUAACAACAUGACUACAGUCAUCAAGCAUUGUGCGAGAACAAUUUAUCAGCUAAACAUGUGUGUAUCAAAUACAUUUAUUCCAAGCUGAAUGCUGUUCAUACAUUUUGUAUAAGGUCGAUAGAUUUUCUAAUAAAAUGAGUGUUUCAUUUGUGGAUAAGAUACUUUGUACAAACUCAGCGAUUGUAUAUUCCGUGGACGAGUUCAGCAUUUGUAUACAAUGAUAACAUUUAUGUUUGAAAAAUAAAAAAUAAAAUAAUAUGCUUUACUAUAUGCAAGAGUUAACAGGCAUAAGCUUUUACAUGUUUAUAUAAUACUUUAAGCAGUGUAAAAACCUUUUGCUGUAUUUAACUCUUUUGUGUUUAACAUAAACUAUGAUUGUGAAAAUAAAUAAAUUGUAUACAUUAA